This is a messenger RNA of Pelmatolapia mariae (spotted tilapia), 1205 nucleotides long. RefSeq names its product C-type mannose receptor 2-like. The record is from RefSeq and is a predicted model, not a curated record. Gene Ontology annotation, molecular function: signaling receptor activity. NCBI's taxonomy places the organism in Eukaryota, Metazoa, Chordata, Actinopteri, Cichliformes, Cichlidae. Bases 57 to 1166 code for a protein of 369 amino acids. The transcript has 10 exons.
UUCAUUCGUCUGCUCUCUUCAACCACCGCAGAAGUAUCUGAGCGAAACGGCAGAAGAUGGGAGCUCUCAGAGAUAAUUCGUAUCUGCAUGCAAUGGAGGAAAUAUAUUUGAAACCUGAUAACCCAACAUCUUCAACAAAUCACACGGGUCGAAGGAGCUCUAAGAGGAGUUUCUGUUUAGUUGGUAUUCUCUCUCUUUGCCUGUUGGGUGCUUUCCUGCUGGUUCGACUGAUCACUUUUGGUAUUUACUAUCAUAACUGCUUACAUGAUUCAGCUGAUCAUCUGGCAGAAAUAAAGAAACAACUUUCUUCAAUGACUGAGGAGAGAGACCUGCUGACUGAAAAGACCAAAGAGCUGAAAACGCUGCUAUGUUUCUCCAAUCAGUACAAAACAUGUCCUGUAGGAUGGAACAAGUUCAAUCAUAGAUGCUAUCUCCAAUCGGAAAGGUCUGAUUCGUGGGAUGCAGCCAGAAAGAACUGCACAGACGAAGAAGCCGAUCUGAUAGUCAUUGACAGCCCUGAAGAAAAGACUUUCCUCUCUACAAUCAUCAAUGAACAAACUUGGAUUGGUUUGAAUGACAAAGAACAGGAGGGAACAUGGAAAUGGGUAGAUGGUACUCCACCGACUCUGAUGCACUGGGCAUCGAGUCAACCUGAUGAUGGUGGAGAUGAGGACUGUGCUUUUGUCAGGAAUCACGGCAAAACUUCUUGGAUGGAUUUUCGAUGUUCAGCUUCUUUUCAUUGGAUCUGUGAAAAAACACUAAACUGCAAAAAUACAUGUUCUGAAGGAUGGAGCAAGUUCAACUGUAGCUGCUAUAUCCGGUCUCAAAGCUCUGGUUCCUGGGAUGCAGCCAGAAAGGACUGCAGAGACAGAGGAGCAGAUCUCAUGGUUGUUGACAGCCCUGAAGAACAGACCUUUCUCUCUACGAUCACCACAAAAAGAGUUUGGCUUGGUUUGACUGACGAAGAACAGGAGGGAACAUGGAAAUGGGUGGAUGGAACUCCACUGACUCUGUCGUACUGGGGAUCGACUCAACCUAAUAAUGGUGGAGAAGAGGACUGUGCUCAUGUCUAUAGUGGUGAGGACAUGAGCAUGAAUGACCUUUCAUGCUCAACUUCUCUUAAAUGGAUCUGUGAAAAAGCACCAAACUACUGUACCGUUUCUUGAAGAUUUUUUACUUGUUACUUCAGUGGAGACUUUCAGAGA